Molecule: messenger RNA, 969 nt
Organism: Hirsutella rhossiliensis
Lineage: Eukaryota; Fungi; Ascomycota; Sordariomycetes; Hypocreales; Ophiocordycipitaceae
Exons: 1
Coding region: 1-969 (322 amino acids)
Source: RefSeq, a predicted model, not a curated record
AUGGACGAAGAUCCAGAGGCCGUCGUUGACGUCGAGGCGAUGGAGGCACUUGAGUCCGAAUCUGGGGGGGUGCUCGAAGCUGAGAGUUCCGAGCUGGAGGAGCGUACAAUUAUCGACGUUAUGGAUAGCGUUAUGACCGUAUCUGUUGGAGAUGCCGAUGCCGUCCUCCCGGGCGUGGUUUUCGUAUCUUCUCCCGUCUCCGCUGCGAGAUUUGAACUGGUCCACAUGGACGAGUCUCGACUUCCCGUUGCAGAAGUUGAUCCUUUGUCUUGCUCGGAAGAUGUAGACGGCGUCUUGACAAGUGUAGAGGUCAACGUGAUGAAGCGAAUCGACGACGAGGGCAGGCUACUGGCUGGUGUGCCUGUUGCCGAGGAUGAGAUCCAGAUUGAAGAGUUGUACGUGGAUGUUGUCACCGCGGUUGAAAAGAGCGACUCCGACUCCGUUUGUCUUGUUGUGGACAAGAUACUUGAAUCGUCGAAUAGCGAGCUCGAUGUCGGCGUCGUGGAGUCACCCCCCGUCAAGGUGAAAGAGCUUGUCAAGGUUGAAGCACUGGAACUGGACAGAACAGAGGUGCUGAAAGAUUCUACUGAGCCCGUCAUGGUUGUGGACGGCCUAUCAGAGCUUGGAGUGGCCGCGUUGCUCGUGGCUGGCGUAGACCCUGGUUCUCCGUGCUGCGUUCCAGAAAGCGCGGUUCCGCUUACCACUGUGGUACUGACCAGAGAAGAAAGGGAGCGUAGCGGAGGGCUAGUGCCUGGGACUGACGACGACGAAAGCACGCUGGAGCUUGAAGCCUCUGGGCUCAACGAGCUAGAGGCGCGAGAGAGUGUUUCGUCCGGAGUCGCCGCAGACUCAGUAAUGGAUAUUACACGAGUCACUGUCAACAGGAUUGUGCUUCCAACAGCCGAUGACGACGGCAAUGCAGACGUUUCAGGCGUAGCCGUGUUGAUAGAAGUCCAGGAAUCAAGGUGA